Messenger RNA from Papaver somniferum (opium poppy), 982 nucleotides. RefSeq names its product basic leucine zipper 43-like. Gene Ontology annotation, biological process: regulation of DNA-templated transcription. The transcript has a single exon. The coding region runs from base 232 to 831 and encodes 199 amino acids. Gene Ontology annotation, molecular function: DNA-binding transcription factor activity. Lineage: Eukaryota; Viridiplantae; Streptophyta; Magnoliopsida; Ranunculales; Papaveraceae. The record is from RefSeq and is a predicted model, not a curated record.
CUUUAACUUUUUUCCUACUAUAAACACCUUCACUUAUCUUGCUUUCCCUCUGCUUCCUCCAACAACUUGAAACACUUCUCCAAUUCUAAGCUUCUUUCUAUUCUUCUUCACCUUCUACUGCAACAACCAAUAUUCCCUCCACUUCUCACUAAAAACUUAAGCCAAUAUUCCCUCCACUUCUCAAUAAACACAUAAGCCAAUAUUCCCUCUGUAACUCACCAAACUUUAGCCAUGUAUUCAGGUGAUGCUCCCGCGCUUGGGUUCAUGACACCUACUGACAGAGCUAUAUACCCUGUUGAAAUUAGCAUGAUGCAAAACGAUAUAAAUAUGCCCACCACAAAUUUCAGUGGUUAUUCAGGGCUUUUACACUAUUCUCAGACUCAAAAUUUCCCUACAGUUUAUGAAUUUGGUCCGCAGUUUUCAUGUCUUAGCAACACUUCUUCAGCUUCUGAUGAGGCAGAAGAACUGCAACUAAGAGUUAUCGACGAAAGGAAACGAAGAAGAAUGAUAUCAAAUAGAGAAUCUGCUCGUCGGUCAAGAAUGCGAAAACAGAAACAUUUAGAUGAGCUUUGGUCACAGGUCGUUCGGCUCCGGAAUGAAAACCGCGAACUCAUAAACAAAUUAAAUCAUGUCUUGGAGUGUCACGAGAACAUUCUUCAAGAGAAUACUCACCUUAGGAAAGAUGCUUCUGAACUCCGGACAAAGCUUGCUGAGCUGCAGCAACUUGAUAAACCUGGCAAGGCUUUGAGAGAAGUUCCCUGCAACACAGCUCAUCUAAGAGCUGAAUCUUCAACUCAAUCCAUCACUAGUUCCAUGGAUUUACUCCAUUAGAUGAAACCCGUGUCUCUUUGUCCUUUCUCUCUCAGCUCCUAUCUUCUUCUGUUAAGUAUUAAAAAAUUACUAAUCCACCUUUGUCUUCAAUUGAGCUGCAUCGAAAUGUAAAGAGACUUCUCAAUAACAGAUUUUAGGAUUUUCAUUUUAA